Molecule: messenger RNA, 1608 nt
Organism: Mytilus californianus (California mussel)
Lineage: Eukaryota; Metazoa; Mollusca; Bivalvia; Mytilida; Mytilidae
Product: endonuclease domain-containing 1 protein-like
Exons: 2
Coding region: 88-1026 (312 amino acids)
Molecular function (GO): hydrolase activity; nucleic acid binding; metal ion binding
Source: RefSeq, a predicted model, not a curated record
CUGUUGCAUAUCACAACACCACGUACUCUUGCCUAUUUGCUGUAUUCAUUUGAAUUAUUUCAGAAAAAAAAGAUAGUAAAGAAAGUAAUGCUUCCUGGAAUUCUAGUAUGCUUUGCUGUGUUUGAAUCAACAUAUGCCAUAGUAUCAGAGUCGUUCCAAGACUGUCGACAGUUCUUUUACCAGCGCAAACCACCACAAGUAUUUACUAGAAUGGCGACCGAAAAAUAUCUCUGUGAAAUAUAUAAUGGUAGGCCUUAUUUUGCAACAUUUUAUGAUACAUUGAGAAAAAUUCCUGUUUACAGUGCAUACAAAGUAGAACAUUUUCAUAGACCUAAUAACGAAGAGGGCAAGAGAAAAUGGAGGAAGGGUGAGGGUCUACAGACAAAAGAUCAACCAUUUCUCAUUAACUACAAUGGAGUUCAAUUACAUAAUCUUAACAGAGGACAUCUAGCUCCGAGAUUUUAUUUCCCUACUAACGAAGGAAGGACUGCUACUGACGUACUAACAAAUAUUGCACCACAAUAUGCAUUAUUUAACCAACUAACGUGGUUUAGCCUUGAAAAGUAUAUUUACGAAGCCUCAAAACAUCAUUGCAAUUAUUACGGGGGCACAAGUUAUUUCGUUACUGGUGUUCUGCCAAGUGAUAAUGUGCCUCUCAACGGAAAAAUUAAUAUCCCAAGUCAUUUCUGGACAGCUGUUUGCUGCGACACUUCUAGUGUUAGUAAUCUUAAUAACCGUUUAAAAGGUUGGUCGUUUGCAUAUAUUGGUGAAAAUCAAAACACCAGAAACAAUUUCAUUGAGUUCUUUACCGUUAAAGACUUUAUGAUGAUUAGAGGAAUACGUGGUAAGUUCUUUGAAUUAUUCCAAGAUAUCAUAAGUUUUGAUUAUCAUACAAUGAAGUCCCGGAUCGUACACAAGUGUUUGUUUGACUCUGAUAAGGCUGAUCAAAUAAUAGCAGGUAUUGUUAUCGAUAUUAAUCAUGAUCGCUUUCAUUAUAACGGACAAGCGCCUGAAUUUCUUUUAUAAUCGAGAACGACUAUUUUUGCAGCAACAAUUCAUGUUUUAGCAAUAAAUCUUCAGAUUUAAAGAAUGACGUUUUCACACAAUGUGAACAAUACAAAAUUAUCAUUGAGAUAUUGACAGUUGAAGAUAUUUUUGAAGCACUAGAAACUUAAGUAUGGAUAGCACAUUUUUUCUAUCGAAUUACAUUUCACAAGCUAAAGAUUAUUUGAUCAAUACGGAAAAGAAAAUUAAGGAAACUAGGAGGUCGUAGGAAAUGGAUGUAAUAUAUUAUACUGACUGAUCUUUGAACUUUAAAAUGCAUGUUCAGUGAUAGUUUUUAAUGCUUAAAAUCUGUAUUCUUGUGGGAUUUUGUAAUAUUAUAACAAAAAAGUAUAACAAAAAUACCGAACUCCAGGGGAAAUUCAUAAAACUGACAAAAUCAAACGCCAAAACCACUGGAAUUCAUUAUAUAAUAUUCGUAAUUCAUAUAUUCAGUUUUGAAACUUACUUCAGUUUUCAGGAUAUGAUGUAUGUAAAUUAUUAAAAUGGAAUAUGCUACGUUGGCAUUAGGUUAUGAAAAAAUAAACCUCUAUAAUGAAUAAGAAU